GGCAGGUCCGUACGCCCCGCCCCUUCCGCUUCUGUGUUCUGAUCUUCCUGCUGCUGAACCGCCCGGCUGAGCCGACAUUGCCGGCGUCUUGGCGAUUCGGCCCGACGCGCUCCGCUUUCGCUACAGCAUGGUGGCCUACUGGAGACAGGCUGGACUCAGCUACAUCCGAUACUCCCAGAUCUGUGCAAAAGCAGUGAGAGAUGCACUGAAGACAGAAUUCAAAGCAAAUGCCGAGAAGACUUCUGGCAGCAGCGUAAAAAUUGUGAAAGUAAAGAAGGAAUAAUCUGUUUGAGAAGUAAAGCACCAGAGGAAGCAUGUGUAACUCCUUGUAUAAUCGCAGGCUGUAAGUCUUUAGCAUCUCAGGAAGUUACUAACUUCAAACUAAGUAUAUAGGUACAGUUUCUUACUAAAUCUAGUGCUUCUUGAACCACAAGUAGAAAGCAUUUAAAACAUGACUGUUGUUUUAUGUUCUUUGAAGUUUGUAAAUAGAAGACUUGUUGAUGGUCCGAUGGCAAGGUAUUUUUCUCUUCGUAUAUAUUUAUUUCCUCAUGAUGCAUACGUGAAAAGAGUGAAGUUUCUCAGAAUGAGCAACUGUCAUCCAUCUACCUGCUAUUUUAUUAUUGCCAAUUACAAAAGCAAAUCAAGAGAUGAGAACCCAGUUGCCUGCAAGUAAAUAUUUACUGCAUUGAGGGUCGGAGCAUUUUCCCAUUACCGGUUAUCCAUGGAUCAAAUAGUAUAUCUCAGUGGUAAUUCCAGAGGGCCAUUAAAACCCUGAUGGUGCUGGAAGAGAUGGCAGUGCUGCAUGUCAGAAAUAGGUAAACUGUAAUUAAGGAGUUACAGAUGAUUUGAUUACGCUCUUGUGUAUUUGGUCCUGUUGUAAUGUGAGCAGAUUAAAAUCAUGUAGUGGUUAAAGCUAUGUCAUUAUGCAAACAUUUAUGGCAACUUCUGCAAAUUAAUUUGAACUGUAAAAGUUCCCUAAUGAGACGAUGUCCUCCGUAACUGAGAAGGACACUGCAGCCAUUGCUGCUUAAUUCCUGCAUUUGAAUGGUUGCCGAGCGGAUGGUGUGCCCUUUCUCAAAGAGCAGAGAGGCUGCAGAGCAUUUUGGGGGGUGAUGACUGAAUGAAAGUGAAAAGAGCAUUUCAAAAUAGCCUUUAAAAGGAAAACCAAGGAUGAUUAUUAAUGAAUUCCUGGGAUCUAACAGUAGUAAGAAAUUUAAACUAUAUAAGCAUAUAUGUUAAAGGCUAGCUCUUCAGAAGUAAAGAUAAGAGGACUGUAGUUCUUUAGUUUUGCUUAUCUUUUUGUUUUCUUGUUUGGACCAGGUAUUUUUGUGGAGAGGACUGUGGCUUUUCUUUUUUCCUCUUUUCCAGUUAGCAUGUUGUGUGCACAGGUCUACACAACAUGGAUAUUUCUGGUGGAUGUUGACUCACAUUGACCUUGGCUCUGUAGCUCCCCAUGUACUAGUCAGGCACCUGGUUCUUCUGGAGGCUGGCAGGCACUGGAAGGCAGGAUGCCAGGCAAUGUUUGCUCAGAGGAAAGAACCUAAGGGAAGAGUGUUAGUAGCCCUCGGAUACCAAGUGAGGAUUCCAGGGUGCUAUCAAUGCUGCUAAAGUAUAAAAAUGUAACACCAACUCCAGUGGCUCCCUGCAAAUCCACACGUGUAGUCUGGAUGCCUGGCGAACACUUUGAAACAAAGGGAGCACUUUACAAUAAAUUUGCUAUUUUUUUAAGUUUAUAAGUAUGCAUUGAAUAUCAAACUCUUCAAGGUUAGUGUCAGCAAAGACCCUAAUGCCUGUCAGAUGUUCCCCACCUGUCUCCCGCAGUCCCUGUGUCGAAGCUAAUGAUGAGUGCAUAUCAUUCACUGUGCUGCAGUGCAGAAUGGGUUUUGGAGUGCUGCAGGAGAAACACUAAUCUAAUGAGAAACUGUUCUGUAAGCGACUCCACAGCACAGCUUCUCUCACGGUUAAUGUCCCUUAUCUUCUGGCUCCAUUUCUGCCUCCUCGAUGACCUCUUCAUCUUCCUCUAGAACUGCUUUGGCAUCUUGAAAUUGUUGGUACUCGGAUACCAAAUCAUGGAUGUUACUUUCAGCUUCCCCAAAUUCUUCUGUGUCCAUCCCUUCGCUGGUGUACCAGUGCACAAAUGCUUUCCUUUUGAACAUGGCUGAGAAAUGCUCAGAGACCCUAUUAAAGAUCUCUUGGAUGGCCGUGUUGUUGCCAAUGAAGGUGGCGGCCAUGCUCAGCCCCUGGGGCGGGAUGUCGCAGACAGCCACCUUGACGUUGUUGGGAAUCCACUCCACAAAGCAGCUGCUGUUCCUGGUCUGCACGGAGAGCAGUUGCUGGUCCACUUCCUUGGUGGACAUCUUGCCCCGGAAAAUGCAGGCCACUGUGAGGUAGCGGCCACGGCGGGGGUCACAGGCAGCCAUGGUAUUGCGGGCGUCGAACAUCUGCUGGGUGAGCUCAGCCACGGAGAGGGCUCGGUACUGCUGGCUGCCCUGGGCCGUGAGUGGGGCAAAGCCGGGCAUAAAGAAGUGCAGGCGGGGGAAGGGGACCAUGUUCACCGCCAGCUUGCGCAGGUCUGCGUUGAGCUGACCCGGGAACCGGAGGGAGGUGGUUAUGCCACUCAUGGUCAAGGACACCAGGUGGUUGAGAUCCCCGUAGGUGGGUGUCGUCAGCUUCAGGGUACGGAAGCAGAUGUCAUAGAGGGCUUCAUUGUCAAUGCAGAAACAGGCAUCUGCAUUCUCAAUCAGCUGGUGGAUGGACAGAACCGCGUUGUAGGGCUCCACCACCGUGUCCGACACCUUGGGAGAAGGCAUGACGCUGAAGGAAUUCAUGAUCCGGUCCGGGUACUCCUCUCUAAUCUUGUUCAUGAGCAGAGUGCCCAUCCCGGAGCCUGUGCCCCCGCCCAGGGAGUGGACGAUCUGGAAGCCCUGCAGGCAGUCACAGCUCUCACUCUCGUGCCUCACCACCUCCAGGACGUUCUCGAUCAGCUCGGCUCCCUCCGUGUAAUGGCCUUUGGCCCAGUUGUUGCCAGCCCCAGAAUUACCUGUGGCCAAAAAGAGUAACCAGCAGGGGAAGAAAAGUGAAAAGAGAAGGGCACCAGUAAAGCAUCCUCCCCCCACUCCUGGUGGAACCUUCUGGAAAAACGUACCAUGGACAAAACUGUCGGGUUGAAAGAGGGCUCCUAAUUUGCUAGAUCGAAUGCUGUCCAUCGUCCCAGGUUCUAGGUCCACCAAGACUGCUCGGGGCACAUAUUUCCUACCUGUGUAGAAAAACAGGAAAAAGUCAGCCUACUUGUUUUUCUAAAAGUUAACGUUUUAUCAAAAUAGAACUUUGUGAUACUGGUCCAAAAAAAAAUCCUGGAUGUUCUACAAAGGGGCCCUUGGUAGGUGGAGAUUUGAGUAUUUAACAUCAUAUUUUUUACCCAACAACAAUCCCACAAAUCUACAGAAUACCCAGAAACAAUUUCCAUCAUUGUCUGCUCUGUGAUACUGCCAAUGACAGAGAUUCUCUUCCUUCAUAUUGGAAAUGAUUCUGGUUUCAUUUGUGAAACCACAAAGGAAAGUGAGUACUUAACCUGCUUGUGUUACGGUGUGUGCCCUAUCCAGCAGCUCCUUCCCCAUUCCUGCCUCUUGACCAGGGGUUGGGGACCCACCACUCUGGGAUCCUGCUGCCCUGCCUGUCGCCUCCCUGAGCCUAGACAUCACUGCUUUGACAUUUCCAUCUCCUGGGCCUCAGCCCUUCCUCUGCCUGUGUUCCCAGUUGCGGGACCACUGCUCCCAGAGCCCCGCCAGUCCUACCGUAGGCUUCGUUGUAGUACACGCUGAUUCUCUCCAGCUGCAAGGCCGAGGCCCCGCAGUCGCUGCCAGCCAAGUCGAUCCCGUGUUCCUCACCAAUCAUCUCCCAGAACUGAAAGCAGGAGGAAGGUCAGAGUAAACAGACCCCGAAAAAGGCUGUGUUAACCAGAGAGAAAGUUAGCAUUCCCAAGCCUGUUUCCCUCUGGUUGCCUGACCCUCCCCAAGACAUUCUUUUAGGGCCUUUUCAUAAAUAACCAUGGCAUCAUUCGCUUUUUGCCUCUACUAAGCAAUGUGAAGUAAUAUGAAGAUUGCAUUUUCUCCCCACCUGAACUCCUUAAAUAAAAUGUCAAACACAAAGUACUAAAUCGGAUUUUCUUCCUAUUAAAUUCAGGCCAUUAUAUACGUUAAAGCUGUUUUAGAAUUUAACGUCAAUAUAGCUCUAAUUUCUCCUUAUAAUGCUCCAAGUUAGUAAAGUGUAGAUUCCAUUAAAGGAAAAGGAAAAUAAACCGAAUUCUUAUCUGAUUUCAUAAUAAUACCUCAUUUCACUUUGGGGAUUUCUUUUCAUGAACUUUUCCAAACAACCCAUAACUUGGACCUCUGCAUGAUUUUAAGUAAUUAGCGCCUUUUUUUUUUUUUUUUUGGAUGGAGUCUUGAUCUGUGCAGUGGCGUGAUCUCGGCUCACUGCAACCUCCGCCUCCUGGGUUCAAGCAAUUCUCCUGCCUCAGCCUCCUGAGUAGCUGGGACUACAGGCACGCACCACCAUGCCCAACUAAUUUUUAUAUUUUUAGUAGACGUGGGGUUUCACCAUGUUGGCCAGGAUGGUCUCUAUCUCUUGACCUUGUGAUCCACCCACCUUGGCCUUCCAAAGUAGUAGGAUUACAGGCAUGAGCCAUGGCACCCGGCCUUUCUUUCUUUUUUUUAUUUUUAUUUUUAUUUAUUUUUUUUUUUGAGACAGAGUUUCACUCUUGUCACCUAGGCUGGAGUGCAGUAGCACAAUCUUGGCUCACUGCAACUUCCACCUCCUGGGUUCAAGCAAUUCUCCUGCCUCAGCCUCUCAAGUAGCUGGGAUUACAGGCGUCCACCACCAUGCCCAGCUAAUUUUUGCAUCUUUAGUAGAUACAGGGUUUUGCCAUGUUGGCCAGGCUGGUCUCAAACUCCUGACCUCAGGUGUUGCACCUGCCUCGGCCUCCCAAAGUGCUAGGAUUACAGGCGUGAGCCACCGCGCCCGGCCAGUAAUGUGCAUUUUUGAUUAUCAGGUAUACAUACAACUCAAAAUUACACAUAGUUGUCCUCUGGUAGCUAUUUGAAACAUACUGCACUUCCAAUCACAUACACAGUACUUAUUAAUAUAGAUAUGUGCCAAGCUCUUAAUACGGAAACAGUUACUGGGAAGACUCCUUUUGAUCACCCUGAAAAACACAUAUUAAAAUGCAAUGAAAAUGUAUUCACAUAUAUUAAAAUCCCCAAGGGUAUGUUAAAAACCCCAACCAUAUCUUCUAAAUGACAGCGCUGCUCUGGCCAUGGUCUUAAUAACAAGGCAGUUCAUGGUAAACUGCCAGCACUGUUCAGGGAGUGGAAGAAUAAAUAAAUUCAAGUUCUAAGAUAUCCCAAAUUAAAUGUGUCUUAAAGUUCUUAUAGCUGUAAAUCAUGAGUCAGCCAGGACUCUAAACGCUAGACAAUACGACUCUAGAGUGACAGCUAAGACCCUAUCUAAACCUAACACUUUCUCUCGAGGGCCCCUUUCUGUAUUAUCUUCCAGCUUCAGAGCAGCAGGGCUCCUGCCUCCCACUUCUCUGUGUGUGAGUUACGAGUGUCUCACCCCUGAGGCAUGGAGGAAUGGUGGCUUCUUUUCAAGCAGUAAUGUUCUUUGGCCCAGGUUUGAAACACCUGCAUUUAAAAGCCUUAGCUGUUUCCUAGCAGCAUUGCUCACAGUAGCCAAAAGGCAGAAACAACCCAAGUGUCUUUGAUGGAUGAUGAAUGCAAGUGUUUCAAAACCUUUAAAUGCAUCUCAUAUUAGUAAAAGUAAUUUCACAGUAGCAAAGAGAACACGAUAAAUUUUGCACAGUGCAAUUGGUCAUCUUAAAAUCAAGAUUGGAGAUCGUGGGUUCGGGCAUCUGUGUUCUUGGAGUUGGCCAAUUAAGUUACGUACUUGGGGGAAAAUUUUAAGCAGGGGGACAAAGGAGAGAAAAACUCAUUUAUAUUCCAGAGAGUGUAUUUUAAUUAAUUAUGUUACUGUACACAAAAAACUUUAUUUUAGGUCUCUCUCUUAAAUUUUCAAUUGCAUACUAAUAAAACAGUAAUUGAUUUUUUAAGCAUUAUAAUAAACAUGAGAGGGGAGGGAAAAGACACCAUAGUGACAGGAUAUAGAAAGUUUCUCAAAAAACUUCAAAAAGCUGUUUUGAGACAAAUUACUGUUUUUAGAUAUGAAAAGUUCAUUGUUAAGAUGAUAAAAGUGGGCCGGGUACAGUGGCUCACGCCUAUAAUCCCAGCACUUUGGGAGGCCCAGGUGGGCACAUCACCUGAGGUCAGGAGUUUGAGACCAGCCUGACCAACAUGGUGAAACCCCGUCUCUACUAAAAAUACAAAAUUAGCCAGACGUGGUGGUGCAUGCCUGUAAUCCCAGCUACUGGCGAGGCUGAGGCAGGAGAAUCACUUGAACCCAGGAGGUGGAGGUUGCUGUGAGCCGAGAUCGCGCCAUUGCACUCCAGCCUGGGCAACAAGAGCAAAACUCCAUCUCAAAAAAAUGUGAUAAAAGUGCCAGGCACGGUGGCUUAACACCUGUCAUCCCACCACUUUGGAAGCCUGAGGCAGGAGGAUCACUUGAGCCCAUGAGUUCAAGACCAGCCUGAGCAACAAAGUGAGAUCCCUGUCUCUCAAAAAAGAUUAAAAAAUUAGCCAGGCAUAGUGGUGCACGCCUAUAAUCCCAGCUACUCAGGAGGCUGAGGCAGGAGAAUAGCUUGAGCCCAGGAGGUUGAGGCUAUAGUGAGCCAUGAUCCUGCCACUCUACUCCAGCCUCAGCAACAGAGUGGGCAAAGAAAAAGACGAUAAACGUGUUACGUAAUAUAAAGGUUGGCAUGUAUUGUACGUAUGUAUCUAUGGAUAAAAUUAACGUUAAUUAAAUUAACACUGUAAGCCCUUAA
Messenger RNA from Symphalangus syndactylus (siamang), 6931 nucleotides. RefSeq names its product ATP synthase F1 subunit epsilon (gene ATP5F1E). Gene Ontology annotation, molecular function: proton-transporting ATP synthase activity, rotational mechanism. Gene Ontology annotation, biological process: proton motive force-driven mitochondrial ATP synthesis. NCBI's taxonomy places the organism in Eukaryota, Metazoa, Chordata, Mammalia, Primates, Hylobatidae. The record is from RefSeq and is a predicted model, not a curated record. Gene Ontology annotation, cellular component: mitochondrial inner membrane.